CUGCUGAAAUGUUAGAAAAUGCUGAUUCUGGUGUAUUGGAUCCAUCUGUUAUUAAUGAUCCUGACUACAUGGAAGCUGUGGAAGAAAGAUCUCUUUCUCUUACAACUAAGCAAAAAGAUUUGCUAAAGGGAUACUUAUUGAAUUACAGGCAGUUCCUUCAUGGCUAUGGAAAGAGUUGUGUUGGAAGUGUUGGAUUAUCCACUGGGUUUAGUUUGGAGCUUGUUGACACAAUUAUUGCUCAUGCUAGUGAGCUGACAUCACUUGAUGAGGUAAAAGCUAAACUGCCAUUAUUUGAUGAUGACCAUGCUUCUGUAAUUUUUGAAAUUUUAAGGAGUAUCAAAAACACUUAA
Molecule: messenger RNA, 350 nt
Organism: Paramuricea clavata
Lineage: Eukaryota; Metazoa; Cnidaria; Anthozoa; Malacalcyonacea; Plexauridae
Source: the annotation of a GenBank genome assembly